This is a messenger RNA of Python bivittatus (Burmese python), 1559 nucleotides long. Lineage: Eukaryota; Metazoa; Chordata; Lepidosauria; Squamata; Pythonidae. The record is from RefSeq and is a predicted model, not a curated record.
CGAGCCUUGGCAGAUAUUAACUUUCCCCCUGUGAAGGUGGAGAACAGAGGCGCAGCUUGUUCCCAGCACCAAGGAGCCAGCCCGUCUCCUAAGAGGGAGGGACCAGGAGGAAGACCAGGGCUGGGGAAGGGGUCGGACUCCUUCCGUUGCUCACAGGGCUGGAGAGUGGAGGACCUGGCAACAGACACAGGGCUCCUGCCAUGAGGCACACAGCAUGCUUUUUUGCCCUUCUGCUUUGCUUCCACACAGCUGCCGUGUUGAGCCUGCUGCGCUGGUGCACAGUCUCUGACCAGGAGCUGGCCAAGUGUAGUGACAUGAGCAAAGCAUUCUCCAGGGCAAACAUUGUCCCUGAACUGGCCUGUGUGAAUGGUGGCUCAACAAUCAAUUGCACCUCUAUGAUUAACAGGAAUUUGGCCGAUGCAAUGACUGUGGAUGGUGGCGUCAUUUACCAGGCUGGGAAGGAAUACGGUUUGAAACCAGUGGUGGCGGAAGCCUAUGGACAAGACGUUGGUACCUCCUAUUAUGCCGUGGCUGUUGUGAAAGCAAAUUCCAACCUGACCAUCAACCGGCUGAGAGGGGCUAAGACAUGUCAUACAGGGAUCAAUAGAACAGCUGGCUGGAACAUUCCUGUUGGCCUUCUCCUUGAUAGCGGUCGAAUGCCGAUGAUGGGCUGCAAUGUUACCAAAGCUGUCAGUGAAUAUUUCAAGGCCAGCUGCGUCCCUGGAGCAAGUGAGAGCGGUCACCCUGCGUCCCUCUGCGAACUCUGUAAAGGAGACGGAACUGGGCAGAGCAAGUGUGAGCUGGAUCCCAGGGAGGAAUAUUAUGACUACAUGGGUGCCUUCAGGUGCCUGGUGGACGGGCCAGGAGAGGUUGCCUUUGUCAAGCACACCACAGUGCCAGAAGCCACAGACGGCCAAGCUCUGUCUUCCUGGAACUUGGAGGAAUUCCAGCUUCUCUGCCGGGACGGAAGCCAGGCGGCGGUCACCGAGUGGCGGACAUGUCACCUGGCACGCGUCCCCGCUCAUGCCGUCAUCACCAGGCAGGACGUGGCAGGCAGUCUCAUCUUUGGAGUGCUGAACCAAGGACAGCAAAGGUUUAAUGGUGGAGACCCCAGCUUCCAGAUGUUUGACUCAGCAGCCUAUGGAGGGAGAAACCUUCUCUUUAAAGACUCUACCACGGAACUGGUUCCCAUUAUGGAACAGACCUACCAGGCUUGGCUGGGAGAUGAGUAUCUGCAUGCCAUGCGAGGCUUGGACUGUGAUCCUAAAAGGUUACCAGAAUUUCUGCGCUGGUGUGUCUUGUCAACAGAGGAGAUCUGGAAAUGCAGCAAGAUGGCCGCCGUCUUUAAGAGCCAGAAUCUGAAGCCAGAAGUCCAGUGUGUUUCAGCCCAGAGUCCAGAGCAGUGCAUGGAACGUAUUCAGAAAAGAGACAUUGAUGCUGUGGUUUUGGCUGGAAAGGAUAUUUACACAGCUGGGAAGACUUACGGCUUAGUGCCUGCUGCUGCAGAACACUAUGCAGGUAAGAACACAGGAGCUUUAUGUCAAAACCAUUCUGCAGCU